This is a messenger RNA of Microplitis mediator, 2775 nucleotides long. RefSeq lists its product as uncharacterized. The record is from RefSeq and is a predicted model, not a curated record. NCBI's taxonomy places the organism in Eukaryota, Metazoa, Arthropoda, Insecta, Hymenoptera, Braconidae. Gene Ontology annotation, molecular function: nucleic acid binding. Bases 1 to 2775 code for a protein of 924 amino acids. The transcript is spliced from 2 exons.
AUGUUUCGUCAAAUCAAUGUUCACCCAGAUGAUUGGGACUAUCAACGGAUUCUCUGGGUAGAUGAUGACAAUCAACCUCCAUCAUAUCAUCUCACCACCGUUACAUACGGCACGCGUCCAGCACCAUAUCUUGCUGGCCGUGUUCUCAAACAGCUGAUCAUCGAUGAAGGAGAUAAGUAUCCACUAGCUGUUGAACCUUUUGAAAAAGGCAGUUACGUGGAUGAUAUCUGCGGAGGCGCUGAUAACGUCAAUCAUCUCAACAACAUCGCAUCUCAAGUGGAAGCAAUAUGUCUUGCUGGUUGUUUUCCACUAGCCAAGUGGAAAAGCAACCAUCCUCAGUUCAGCAAAUUGUCAUCAUCUAACAUCUCAAAUUCACACGAGUUCAACGAAUCUACAUCCGAAAUUCUUGGACUUUCCUGGAAGUGUCAAUCAGAUCAUCUCACAUUCACUGGUCAUACAUCUCAAAAGGCUGCCAUCACCAAAAGAUCAAUUUUAUCUGAAACAGCCCAGUUAUUUGAUUCACUAGGACUCAUCUCACCUGUAGUCAUCAAAGCCAAGAUCUUGAUGCAAGAUCUAUGGCUAGAAAAAAUUGGAUGGGACGAUUCACUCUCACCUCAGAUAAUUCACCGUUGGAAGAAAUUCCGAGAUGAAUUACCUGAAUUAUUACAACUUAAAAUUCCUCGCUGGUUAAACAUCUCAUCAGACAUCUCAAACAUUGAGAUCCAUGGAUUUUCUGAUGCGUCACAGCAUGCGAUAGCUGCUGCUGUCUAUAUCAAGACUCAUCAUCACCUCACACCAGCGAAAAUAACUCUUGUCUGUGCAAAGACUCGAGUUGCACCACUGAAACGUCUCACCAUUCCUCGUCUCGAACUAUCAGCAGCUCUGCUCCUCACUGAACUCAUCUCUCACGUGCAAACCACUCUCAAUCUUCAAGAUGUUCCAGUUUAUCUCUGGACAGACUCAGCGGUGGCUCUUGCCUGGAUCAAACAAGAACCAAGUAAAUGGAAAGAGUUUGUAAAAAACAGAGUUCAAUCCAUUCAACAAAAUCUACCAGCAGCCAACUGGAAGUUCAUCUCAGGAAAACAGAAUCCUGCAGACUGUGCUUCCAGGGGAUUGACUCCAUCUUAUCAACUCUGGUGGUCAGGUCCAACCUGGUUACUAGAGCCAUCUCACCAAUGGCCAGAAUUUACAUCUCAAGAAGAUCCUGAAGUGGACACUGAACGCAAAUCAGCUCAAUCUCAUCUUGCAAUCACCAGUCCAAGUUUACCACUUGGUGACUUGCUUGAAUCAUCAUCCAAUCUCACAAGAUUGCUCAGAAUUACUGCAAUUAUUAAGCGAGCCGUUGCAGUCUUCAGAAAAAUUCCUGCAUCAUCUCUUCACGUCUCACCACUCACACCAGCUGGUAUACACUCAGCUUUGUACUUUUGGAUUAAAAAUACUCAACAAGAAUAUUUCAAGAACGAAAUCUCACAAUUAUCACAAAACAAAUCGUUUUUGAAAUCUCAUCCAUUCUCACGCCUCACAGCAUACAUCGAUUCCACUGAUAUUGUACGAGUUUGUGGACGACUACAAAAUUCUCAUGUCGACACGGACAGCAAACAUCCACCAAUACUACCAAAGAAAUGUCAUCUCUCUCAUCUCAUCAUCUCUAAUGCGCAUGCUCGCACAAUGCAUGGAGGUACGCAACUGAUGCUAGCUGCCGUGCGCAAGAAGUGCUGGAUAUUUAGGGAAAGAAUCCCAUUUAAAUCUUACAUUCAACGCUGUGUUGUCUGUGUAAGACAGAGAGCUCAGCGAUCUCAACAGUUGAUGGGUCAACUGCCUACAUCUCGAGUCUCACCAUCACUCGUCUUUGAAAGCACUGGCGUAGACUACGCUGAGCCUGUUCAACUAAAAUACUUUCAAGGACGAGGUACACGCUGCUACAAAGGCUGGAUUGCAGUCUUUGUAAUGCUUCUCAACUUCUGCAAUUCACUUGGAAGCUGGGCAGAUGUCAUUCUCAAACAACUUCUCACUGGUGCACUCAACGAAUCAUCUCAUCUCCAGCAAAUUCUCACCUCAGACGGAACUCAGUGGAUUUUUAACCCACCUAGUGCUCCUCACAUGGGCGGCAAGGGGGAAGCCGCUGUAAAAUCUGUCAAACAUCAUCUCCAACGCACAAUUGCUGAUUUACUUCUCACCUACGAAGACUUCUCAACAUUCCUUACUCAUGUUGAGAUACUAUUAAACUCAAGGCCACUCAGUGCACUUACUGAUGACCCAGAGGACAUCGCAGCUCUCACCCCUGGACAUUUUAUCCGAGGUGCGCCACUCAACACUGUACCUGAACCCAGUGUCACUAGUGUACCAACAUCUCGUCUCUCACUCUAUCAACGAAUACAAGAAAGACUUCAGUAUUUCUGGGAACGCUGGUCUGUUGAAUGUCUGCAAUCUCACCAAUCCAUCUCAAAGUGGCAUACAUCUCACCACGAUAUCAAGAUUGGUUCAUUGGUUCUCAUCGUUGACGAGAGGUAUCCACCAUCAAAAUGGCCUCUUGCCAGAGUUACUCAUCUCCAUCCUGGUAGUGAUGGUCUUACCAGAGUCGUCACUGUCAAGACUGCCACCUCAACAUUCACCAGACCAGUCACCAAGCUGGUUCUGUUACCCAUCUCAACAGCCAAAGAAGAUUCUCAUCUCUUACCAUCUCAUCAGUAUCUUCUCCAACGAGUUGGCGAAGGCGGGGAGAAUGUUCGAAUCUCCCGCGCUUGCGUUUCACGUCGCUACUCUAAGGCCGGUUAA